AUGUCUUCUCUAUUCAGCACGGAUAAUGCCCCUCAGCUAGGAAGCGCUCUUCUCCGCCUCUCUCCGCUAGUCAUCUCAUCAGCGUCCUUGAUGUUUAGCUGGGCUCAGGACGUCUCCCUUGGCGCUUUCUUACACCCAUCCCUGCGCAACGAUGCAGCCCACCCUAGCGGCACGAUCCUCCCGCGCUAUCUGCCCGCCUUCAUGAAGCCAGGCAUCUGGGGAAUUGGGUUGACGUACCCGCCAGCCACUGUCCUGUGCGUUAUCAACGGUCUUAGCGGCCAGAGCCAGGAUGUCCGUAAGCUGUAUUUCGCCGGAGCUCUCUUCAGUAUCGCCCACUUUUGCUGGGGUCCGUCCAUGUUUGCUAUUCUUGGCCGCAUUGGGGAUCCCAAGACGGCUGGAGUCCCGAAUGAGGAUGCGCUCGAGACUUGGCUACCCAAACACCACGCCCGAACGCUCUUGGUGAACGUACCGGCGUUCUUGUGCAUCUUGGCUGCUACUUUGGCCACUGUCACCGAGGGCCUCCAGUGA
Venustampulla echinocandica is the source of this 528-nucleotide messenger RNA. RefSeq lists its product as uncharacterized. NCBI's taxonomy places the organism in Eukaryota, Fungi, Ascomycota, Leotiomycetes, Helotiales, Pleuroascaceae. The coding region runs from base 1 to 528 and encodes 175 amino acids. The record is from RefSeq and is a predicted model, not a curated record. The transcript has a single exon.